ACACACACACACACACACCAUAAUGAUCGAUCACAGCCUCUCUCAGCACUAAUCGAUCUGAUCGGUGCAGAUCAAGUUGACGUGCACAUCUUAUUUUAACCUGGCCUAAAGCCCCCUCCCCAGAGGCAUUAUGGGUACCGUCCUGUCCGUCUCCCCGAGUUACCGUAAAGCCGGACUGUUUGAUGAAAUCCCUCCGAUGGUGGGACACUACACGGCAGUCCAGAACAGCAAAAAUGCCAAAGACAAGAACCUGAAGCGGCAGUCUCUGAUCAGCGUGUUACCGUGGAAGCGGAUCGUGGCUGUUUCGGCAAAGAGAAAAGGUUCUAAGAAGCUUUCAUCAGGCGACAGUCAGGAUGAGGCCGGCGUGGGGAAUUUAAACACACAAAAUCUGAAAAAAUCCCAAUCCUGCGCCAACCUGUCAACUUUCACCCAGGAAACGGCAGCAAGCUCCAUUCCGGCAUCAAAAACCACCACCAGCGUGGUGACCGCCGCCAAGAGGACGUCCAUCAGCAGCUGCGCAGGGCAGGCUAAUGCUAACGCGGGCACACCAAAGCGGGUGAUUGUGCAGGCGUCCACCAGCGAGCUGCUCCGGAGCCUGGGUGAGUUCCUGUGCCGCCGCUGUUUCCGGCUAAAGCGGCUGACCCCUGCCGACCCGGUGCUGUGGCUGCGGAGCGUGGACCGGUCACUCCUGCUGCAGGGCUGGCAGGAUCAGGGUUUCAUCACCCCUGCCAACGUUGUCUUCCUCUACAUGCUGUGCCGGGAUGUGAUCUCGGCGGAGGUGUCGAGCGAGCGCGAGUUGCAGGCCGUCCUGCUCACCUGCCUUUACCUGAGCUACUCCUACAUGGGCAACGAGAUCUCGUACCCACUGAAGCCGUUCCUGGUGGAGGCAGAGAAGGAGGCGUUCUGGGACCGCUGCCUCGACAUCAUCGAGCGCAUGAGCGCUAAAAUGCUGCAGCUCAACUCCGACCCACACUACUUCACUCAGGUGUUUGCCGACCUGAAGAACGAGUGUCAGAAGGAGGAGCAGAGUCCGCUGCUGAUCGGUCUUGACCGGUGAAGGACAGGGCAGAGAGUUUAUUCACUUAUGCUGUUUGAAUUAAAGUGAUGGAUUGGCUAAAAAAUCAUCCCCCCAUCCCAAAUGUAGCCAGCUUGGUGUCUGAAGUUUGCUUCUUUAGCUUUAGCUCUGAAGACUUGACACAACAACAUUACGGUCGUGAACUGAUCAGAGCUCUUCUUCCAUUGUAGGUGUCCAGUUAGCACUCAACGCUCAUUCUUAGUGUGGGUUUUGUAUGAGGCUGUUUUUGGUCCUGCUGUCACCCGUCAAUCAAAUCUGAGCCAGCUAAACUAGCACCAGCACCUGUUGGAGUCGAGUGGAGCUGGUGGUGAUGCUAGCUCUAGAGUAGCCCUGAAGUAAUUUUAUACUUGUAUCAGCUGGUUUAUGCUGGUCUGAUGCUGGUAUGACCCAACAUGGUCAUACUGGCAUACCAGCAUCCAACACACAGCAUGCUGGUUUGGCUGGUGAGCAGUUGUGCUGGUCUACACUGUUUUUUUUCUAGCAGAAAGCUAACAUGCUAAAUGCACCCCAGAACAUAUCUGACUGUUUUAUUAGACAGAAUUGGAACUGAACUCAGAUCAACUACAAACAUUGGCACACGUAUUUUUAAAUGCAUUUCGGGAAAGUAUAAGGUGGAUGAAAAUUAGCAUUAGCAUAGUUAACAACUGUAGCAGUGACUCUGAAGCCUGUAGUGCAUUGAAUUAAACCCAGACAAUGAAACUCAGAGCUUAAAUGAUUUUUGCUCAAAAUGUACGCAAACAAAAGCAGCACAUCUAAAGCCUUUAAGACGAAAGCUGAAAUAGGUCUGUACUGCGUCUGAUGAGCGUUAGAGAAGCAAACUGCAGACACGUGUUUUGACUGACAGAGUAUAUUUGGGGGAAACUGG
Colossoma macropomum (tambaqui) is the source of this 1940-nucleotide messenger RNA. It is a transcript of the gene cdk5r1a, whose product is annotated as cyclin-dependent kinase 5, regulatory subunit 1a (p35). Gene Ontology annotation, biological process: brain development; activation of protein kinase activity; positive regulation of cyclin-dependent protein serine/threonine kinase activity. The record is from RefSeq and is a predicted model, not a curated record. The transcript is spliced from 2 exons. The coding region runs from base 131 to 1057 and encodes 308 amino acids. Gene Ontology annotation, molecular function: cyclin-dependent protein serine/threonine kinase activator activity; protein kinase binding. Gene Ontology annotation, cellular component: cytoplasm; protein kinase 5 complex. Lineage: Eukaryota; Metazoa; Chordata; Actinopteri; Characiformes; Serrasalmidae.